AUCCUUCUUCUUCUUCUGAGAGAGAAGAAGACUCUCUUUUCAAGUGUCUCUCAGAUUUCUUCUUCUGGUUAUUUGAUUAUCAUUUUUCAUUAUUAUUAUUAUUACUUAUUACGAGUAAUAUUUAUCAUCAUUCUAUCUCUCUCUAAACAUCUAAUCUUAUCAAUAUAAUAUAGCAUUGAUUGAUUAGUUCUAUGAAUGAAUGAAGAAUCAAUCACAUCAAAAAUUGUCAUCUUCUUCUUCGAUCUUCUAUUGACAGUUAGGGUUUUGGUUUUCGCAUCACAAUUAAGUAAUCCAAAACAUCUUAUUCAUCUUUGUUUCUUUUUUAAUUUUAAUUUCAGUCCCUUUCUUCUUCUCCUCCUCUCUGUUUUCUCACUUCCUCUUCCUUCUUUCUCGUUCAUAUCAAUUCUUAAGCUACAUAAAUUUCGUUUAUUUCAGGUUUUUGAAGCUCAAAGUAAUUUUUUCAAAAUUCGUUGUUAACGAAUUUAAUGGUUGGAGUAGGACUCUAGGAGAGUAUUAUGUGGGUUGGACUUGUUUUUUCUUGAUAGUGCCUCGCAAGAUUUAUGCAGCAUUAACUAGCUUAAUUCAGAGUAGUUUUUAAGGAUAAUUAAAACAUAGGCUUAUGGAGCCUAAUGGUCAUAGAAAGGCUAACAAAAGGGAUCCUGUUGUUCGUGAGGACAAAGAGGUGGUGAAUAUUUCAAGUAGUUGUGAUGAGCUUCAAUCACUUGAUCCAUGGACAGCAUGGGCGUACAAGCCUCGUACUGUCUCUUUCCUCUUUAUUGGCGCCUGCUUACUUAUAUGGGCAAGUGGAGUUCUUGAUCCGGAGAGUAGUUCAUCACCUGAUAUUGUUUCAUCAGUUAAGAGGGGUGUGUGGGCAAUGAUUGUUGUCUUCCUCACUUAUUGUUUACUUCAAGCACCUUCAACGGUGCUUAUUAGGCCGCAUCCUGCACUUUGGCGAUUAGUUCAUGGAAUGGCAGUUAUUUACCUUGUUGCGCUUACAUUUUUACUUUUCCAGAGACGUGAUGAUGCUAGGCAGUUCAUGAAAUUUCUUCAUCCCGAUCUUGGUGUUGAGCUUCCUGAAAGAUCUUAUGGUACAGAUUGCCGUAUUUAUGUGCCGGAGAAUACAAAUAACAGGUUUAAGAAUGUUUAUGACACAUUGUUUGAUGAAUUUGUUCUGGCUCAUAUAUUUGGAUGGUGGGGUAAAGCUAUAAUGAUCCGUAAUCAGCCUCUUUUGUGGGUCUUGUCGAUCGGGUUUGAGUUUCUGGAGCUCACGUUUCGGCACAUGUUACCUAAUUUUAAUGAGUGCUGGUGGGACAGUAUUAUUCUGGACAUUUUGAUCUGCAAUUGGUUCGGUAUCUGGGCUGGAAUGCGCACGGUCCGGUACUUUGAUGGGAGAACAUACGAGUGGGUUGGUAUAAGCCGCCAGCCAAAUAUUAUCGGUAAAGUAAAGCGAACAUUAGGUCAAUUCACACCUGCUCAAUGGGACAAAGAUGAAUGGCAUCCCCUGCUUGGCCCCUGGCGGUUCAUCCAAGUUCUCUGUCUCUGCAUCAUCUUCUUGACUGUGGAGCUAAAUACCUUUUUUCUUAAGUUUUGCCUCUGGAUUCCUCCUCGAAACCCUGUUAUUAGUUAUAGGUUGAUAUUAUGGUGGCUAAUUGCCAUUCCUACAAUCCGCGAGUACAAUUCAUAUUUACAAGACAGAAAAACAGUGAAAAAGGUCGGAGCAUUCUGUUGGCUUUCCAUCGCGAUUUGCAUAGUUGAACUCCUUAUAUGCAUCAAAUUCGGGGAUGGCUUGUUUCCCCACUCAAUGCCUCAAUGGCUGGUGAUUUUCUGGUCAGGCGCAGGGGUUACACUCACGAUAUUCAUUAUCUUGUGGUCAUGGCAACAUCAUCGAACUUUAAUGAGAAAGAGGCUGUGAUUUUCCUUCAUAUUUGUAUUUGUGGUACAUUAAUUUUUUUAAUAACUUUUCUUUUGUUUUGAUGGAUAUCCAUCCAAGUUGUACAUAAACCAUCUAUCACCUUUCGCGAUCUGUAAAUCAGUGGCAGCCCCAGCUUAAGGAAAAGAUAUAUUUUUUCAA
Molecule: messenger RNA, 2071 nt
Organism: Papaver somniferum (opium poppy)
Lineage: Eukaryota; Viridiplantae; Streptophyta; Magnoliopsida; Ranunculales; Papaveraceae
Product: CDP-diacylglycerol--serine O-phosphatidyltransferase 1-like
Exons: 15
Coding region: 620-1912 (430 amino acids)
Biological process (GO): phosphatidylserine biosynthetic process
Molecular function (GO): L-serine-phosphatidylethanolamine phosphatidyltransferase activity
Source: RefSeq, a predicted model, not a curated record